UAAUGGAAACAUUAUCAACAGCAAAGAGAUCUCUUUCAUAUGAAGAUAUUAAUCAAACAAAUCCACUAAAGAAACACAAAGCCAAUACAGUGAUUAAUAUAACAAAUAUGAAUCAACAGAAAUCAUCACCAAAUAAAGAAUUCAUUUCUCUUUCUGAAAGAAUGAGGCCUACAUGCAUUGAUGAUUACAUAGGGCAGGAAAAAGUUAUUGGAUCUCACACAAUACUAAAACAAUUGCUAAUAAAAGGGCAUAUUCCUAGCAUGAUAUUUUGGGGUCCACCAGGAUGUGGAAAGACAUCUUUAGCUAAUGUUAUAUCAAAACUAAUUAAAGAAAUACAUGGAGAAAAAGUACAUAUUAAAAAUCUUUCUGCAACAUCCUCUGGUGUGAGUAAUAUCAGAAAUAUUGUUAACACAACAAAAACUAAAUCAAAAUUGAACAAUCAAGUUAUUGUAUUUAUGGAUGAAAUACAUCGCUUUAAUAAAUUGCAACAAGAUAUUUUUUUACCACAUAUUGAGGCAGGCACAUUUACUCUAAUUGGUACAACUACAGAGAAUCCAUCUUAUAGUUUAAAUUCUGCUCUGCUAAGUAGAUGCCGUGUAUUUGCUUUAAAUAAGUUAACGGUAUCAAAUAUUGUAGAUAUUCUUUGUAAAGCCAUUUCAUCUAUUAACGGAGAAAUAUAUAAUUUUCCACAAAAAACUUUAUUGACUAAUUUAAAGUAUAGUUUAAGCUGUAGUUCUAAACCAUGUUUCUCCAUUAAUCAGAUGGUAAUUGAUUGGCUAGCAGAGGUAUGUGAUGGAGAUGCACGUGUUGCAUUAAAUAGUUUAGAACUGGCAGUUAAAAGUAAAGUGUCAAACGAACUAAGUUCUUCUCAUCUUGUUUCAAUAACUCUUGACGAUGUUAAAGAAAGUCUUAAACAAGCACAUACAUUAUCUGAUAAACAUAAUAAUACUCAUCAUUUAUAUUCUGCUUUACACAAAUCAAUAAAAGCUGGCAAAGAAAACGCAUCUUUAUAUUGGUUAGCACGGAUUAUGGCAGUUAAAGAAGAUCCAGUGGAUGUAGCAAGAAGAUUAGUAAGAAUAUCAAGUGAAGAUAUUGGCUUAGCAGACCCUGAUGCUUUAGGCAUAGCUGUUCAUACUAUGCAUGGAUGUCAAAUGAUCGGAAUGCCAGAAUGUGAUGUGAUUUUAGCACAAUGUGUCAUAUAUUUAACUAGAGCACCAAAGUCUCAACUUGUGUAUAAUGCUUUAAAAUCUGCUAAAAAUAUAAUUAUAAACCACAAAGAUCCACAACCUAGAGUACCAGUACAUAUCAGAGAUAGUACGGGACAAGAAAAACAUUAUGCUAUUUUUGAAAGCAGCGCGCUGUGAUAGACCAAUCAGAUUGAACUGGAGACAAGCUCAUUGGUUGCUAGAAGCAGGUAUACCAACUCUUGGUGGAUCAAUAUACAAUAUAUAAUAAAAGUGGAGACCUUUCGUACUGUCUUUUAUAUUACAUCAGGUUUUGGAAUUGGUAGAUGAACCUUGUAGUACUAGUGAGUAAUGUUUUCGUGUGAUUAUUAACAAUUUAAAUUAUAGUCUUAA
Molecule: messenger RNA, 1577 nt
Organism: Bombus huntii
Lineage: Eukaryota; Metazoa; Arthropoda; Insecta; Hymenoptera; Apidae
Product: ATPase WRNIP1-like
Exons: 4
Coding region: 3-1364 (453 amino acids)
Biological process (GO): DNA-templated DNA replication; regulation of DNA repair
Cellular component (GO): nucleus
Molecular function (GO): ATP hydrolysis activity; enzyme activator activity; single-stranded DNA helicase activity
Source: RefSeq, a predicted model, not a curated record